This is a messenger RNA of Penicillium argentinense, 309 nucleotides long. RefSeq lists its product as uncharacterized. NCBI's taxonomy places the organism in Eukaryota, Fungi, Ascomycota, Eurotiomycetes, Eurotiales, Aspergillaceae. Gene Ontology annotation, cellular component: mitochondrion; mitochondrial inner membrane. Gene Ontology annotation, biological process: mitochondrial respiratory chain complex IV assembly. The record is from RefSeq and is a predicted model, not a curated record. The transcript is spliced from 2 exons. Bases 1 to 309 code for a protein of 102 amino acids.
AUGUCGUCCUUCCUCCGCAGACUACAGGGCGGCAACUUGGAAGUCUUUAAGUUUGGCAUGUACGUCCUUUUCCCAAUCGGCUGGAUGUACUACUUCGGCACAAACCUCGACGACCGUUUCAGCGUGAAGGGCUUCUGGCCCUCGGCCGAACAAUCGCACAAGAUCCCUCUGGACAAGGAGGAGAUUGACAAGGAAUUGGCUCGUAUGCGCAUGGUUGACGCCGUCAAGCGGGAGCGCGCGGAGAAAGAGCGUGCGGCAUUGGCUGCUGUGGAGGCUCAGGCCCAGGCUGAGACUCAGAUUCAGGAAUAA